GUGACAGACUGACGUGAUGCACUGAUUGCUUCUGCCAAGAUCUGUGGAGGCUCCCUCAUGGGUGCCGGACUGGGAUUGUAGUCCUAGGACGAGGCGGCCUCCUUCCAAGCAAAGCAAUGCGGCUGCCCAGUGGAGAACGUGCAGGAUGCAUCUCGAUGAGGUCUGAAACAAGCAGAGCAAAAGAGAUCAAAGCUGGCUGUCAACGGAGCUACCGUACCCACAUUGCUGUUUCGUCCAGUCUAAGACAUUUGAACUUGAAGCGUGUCGUGUCGAAGCUUCUGCAGCAACGCAUAGCCAUUGCAUGAUUUCUUCAGCCGCCGAGAGGGCAAGAAGACCAAUCAGCAUCUCAUUUUUUGUCGGCCAGCAUUGCCGCGAACUUUCUUUGUUGAUCGGCGCAGGUUAUUGAAACCCCUGCAAAUGCAAGGGAGCAUGCGUGGUGCUCUAGCCAGGGUCGCGUGUAACACCUGGCGACAGGUGGCGGAGUGACAGCAGGCAGGGACUGGGGGCGGCGCACGAUGUCGGCGCUGUGGCACCAUGAGCAGCACCGGCUGGGUUUGGCUGCGGUUGGGUUUGAGCACGAGGGGGUCAGGAUGUCGAAGUCUGCGCCUUGCUCCCCGAUGAAAGCACAGAGCCGACCUCACGAUUCUUUGGGGGGGUUGCUGGCAGGGUUUGAGGCGAACGGGGGUGCUGUGAGGGAGACAAACGACUUUCACGUCAUGCAUAAGGUGCCAAUGGGGGAUUCGCCUUAUGUCAGAGCGAAGCAUGUGCAGCUGGUCGACAAGGACCCCGAGAAAGCGAUCGCCCUCUUUUGGAAGGCAAUCAACGCCAACGAUCGCGUCGACUCCGCGCUCAAGGACAUGGCCAUUGUGAUGAAGCAGCAGGGGCGCUCCGAGGAGGCCAUCGAGGCGAUCAAGUCGCUGCGCAUUAAGUGCUCCGAGGCCGCGCAAGAGUCGCUCGACAACGUCCUCUUGGACCUGUACAAGCGAUGCGGCCGCUUGGACGACCAGAUCGAGCUGCUGAAGCACAAGCUGAACCUGAUUCACCAGGGGCUUGCCUUCAAUGGUAAGCGCACCAAGACCGCGCGCAGCCAGGGCAAGAAGUUCCAGGUGUCGAUCGAACAGGAGGCCACGCGUCUGCUGGGAAACCUGGGCUGGGCUUACAUGCAGCAGAACAACUUCCUCGCAGCUGAGGCGGUGUACAGGAAAGCCCUGAGCAUUGAGCCCGACAACAACAAGAUGUGCAACCUCGGGAUCUGCCUCAUGAAGCAAGCCCGCAUCGACGAGGCGCGCGCGAUCCUGAACAACGUGACCCCCGCCGGCGAGGGCAAGUGGGGCAGCGAGAGCCACCAGAAGAGCUUCGAGCGGGCCCAGGAGAUGCUGCGCGAGAUCGAGGCGACUCAGGCGGGGCAGUCUGCCAACGACGCCGAGGCCAAGAACAGGGCCUCCUGGUUUGCGGCGCGCGCGCCCACUCUAGUUCAACUCCAGCAGCGCAAGAACGCGCAGCCCGAGCUGCAGAGCGUGGCCGACGCGCUGCGGGCAAUCCUCUCGGACCCCGGGUUUGCGGGUGGGUUAAGCGCCAAACCGGUAGCGUACUCCCAGUCUGGGCUUAACCCUCAACCCGGGUUCAACCCCAAACCGGUGGAUGUUGAGGAAGAACUCCUGAGCCUGCUGCCCCCCUCGCGGACCGUCACCCCCCCGGUGUUCGCCCUUCCCGAAGACUUGACUUCGCCCCCCGAGGGGGAGCGCCCGGCGUCAGGUGGCGAGCACCCGUUCGCCGCCCCGGUGCCACGUCAGCCGGGCCUGAGCCACCGCCAGGUGGCGCCGCAACAGCAGCCGGGUUUCCAGGCCCGGCCAAUGAGCGCCCCUCUGCAGCGUCAGAACCAGCCCUGGCGUCAGUCCGUGGCAAACCCCCCGCAGAAACCGAAGCCGAACUCGGGUUUCUCCUACGCUGCCCCGCCGUUUGUUCCUCACCAGAAGGCGGGGGGGCCCAUGUCAUGGGGGCCGGAGAGGCAGCCUUUGCUACCCCCCCCGAACGAGCACCGGUGCUUUAACGGCCCGCAUCCAAUGGGCCCGCCACCCCCGCAGAAGCCCCUCAACCGGGCGGCUGUUCACACCAGCCCGUUGCGCCCGCCCACCUCCAAUGUAAACGCGCCCCCAAACCUCUCCGGACAGACCGCAUUCCCACAGACUGCCCACCGCUAUGCGCAGAACGUGAACAGGCCACAGGCUCAAGGGAUAAACGGCCCCCAGCUGCACAGUGUGAACAGGUCCCAGGGUGUAAAUGGGCCCCAGGUUCAGAACGCGAACCGACCCCCCCAUGAGAAGAGCCCGGCCGCGAAGGCGCUAUUCGCACAGCCCCCAAGCAACCAGCGCUACGGCCCACCGACAGCAGGUGUGAAAACCCCCCAGCCAGCAGUAGACAGGUACGGCCCUCCCCCAAAACAAACCGAGACCGUCCAACCGAAACCAGCACAGCCAGAACGGGCAAUUUCCGCGCCAGUUCACGUUAACGGGGGGUCCGGUACGGAGGAAAAUCUUCUGCGGGCGACGUCAGCCCCCGAGCAGACUAUUGAGCCAUUGUCUAUGCCGCAGCCGAUCCGCAGCGUGUUGGGGCCCCGGUUCUCCCGGGAGGGCUCGCGCGAGCACCUCGGGGGGGUGACACGUGUCAGCUCCCCGUCGAAGGUCAACUCUCCGCGGCGCAGCUUCGAGCGGCUGCCGAGUUCUCAGCCGGAGAGGGCAGCAGGGACUCGCUCGGCCCUGUACCAUUCGACGAGCCUUCCCAGCGAGAUCGACGAAAGGCCCUGGGAAUCGGACCACGAGAACGAAAACAUCCCACAGGACGCGCCGAACCCGGUGCAACAGGGCCCCGCGGCAGCGGGGGUCAAGCGGAACCGGGUCCUGACCCCGGUUAAGGAUAACCAGAAGCAGCCCGAGAGCGAGAACAACGCGUGGCAGUCGCUCGGGUUCAGCGCGAGUCCGCUGAGCUUCCCGAAGGAAGGACCCCCCCGCGGGAAGGGGAUGUUCAUGGCAGUGCUCGAGGCGGCUGCCGCAAAGGAGAGCGGGAAGGGAUCCCCCGUUAAGGGGGGAAGCCCCCAAAUGAAAGUCGAGCCGAAACGGCAGCGGAGGCUGCGCGUGUUUGAGGAAAUCGCGCAGGAAGGGAUGUAAAUGGAGGGUUUCCUACGGGGCGAGAAUCGCCCCCCGGAAAAGGGGAGGGGGCGGAAGAGUGACCCCCAACAUUAUGGUGGUUAGAAAGUCCGAGAGGAGAGACGGAGUUGACGUUGUCGGGGCUCCAGCAAAACACGGAAUUGUUCGGAUUGUAGGCUGCUCCUUUUGUAAAACUGUCGCUUCGAACGGGUGUCGUAGGGUCGCAAGACUGCCUAGAGUAUAGGGACCGGACCGCUUGAGGUUUAGGACGGUCGCGUCGUUGCGCACCUUUUUUGGUUCCUUCCUAGUUACUUCGUACUGUCUAGACUGAGCAUAGCAAAAACGGACUGCCUUUGCGCGCGACUGUCUCAGUCGCGUAAUCUGCUAGCAAUCGGUAUCCUGAGGGCAAAUCAUUUUUCGGGUAUAGGAACACUGACACUGCUGAGAAACGCUAUCAUGUAGAGUUGACGGUCCACCGACAUUCCUUGCUUUGCGUGUAGAAAUCGAACAGAACAUCCUUGGUGGUCAUUGAUCACGCCUUACUCGUCAUUGUUUGAUCAUCGGUUUGCAAUGGUCUAAGACGCAAGAGUCUACAGGCUUUUCACUCAUUAGAUGUGUUGCUGCAACAUUCAACGCAAGUGUCGCCAGGGAAAAUUGUGAAGGC
Messenger RNA from Klebsormidium nitens, 3807 nucleotides. Lineage: Eukaryota; Viridiplantae; Streptophyta; Klebsormidiophyceae; Klebsormidiales; Klebsormidiaceae. The record is from the annotation of a GenBank genome assembly.